AAGAAAAUAGCUCAUGCUUCUCUAAUUUUAUAUAGAUAAAGGUUGAUUUUUUUAAUAUCCCUUUCUUGAAGCAUCUGAGAUGGUAAAUUUAUGCGGUUUAAAUUUUUAAUGGCUUCAUUUUCUCACCUUAUAAUUUUGAAAGAAUUGAGAGAGGAUAUUUGAGUUCACUCCAAGGGUGAAUUGGUUUUUAAACCAGGAAAUGAUAGUAUAAAAUUAUGUAUAAGCCAAACAAAAUCUGACAUGAUGCGAGAGGAUGUUUGAUUCCUGAACACAAUGAUAUUACUGGUUCUUGAUGGCAACUCUGUAUAGUGACAUGCAAAAGGAAAUUCUUAUCAAUUGAUGAAAGAACUGGUUCUAUUGAGAAGCUUUGGUCCAGAAAAAUCGUUUGGUUUUAACGAAAUAUUCCACCUUUUUCUAUUGCUAACCAAAUAUUCCACCUUUUAUUAUCACAAUGGAAUAUUUUCCAAAAGAUCUGCAUUAUAAUUUAUGAGUAUAUGUUCGUACUUGCCAAUUUAAUUUAGAUAGAUUACCGUGUUCUUCACAUGCCGUUAUGACAGAAAAACCAACGCAUAUUGUCACUGACUCCAAACUCUAACAACGUAGUAAAACGAAUACGAGGAUGCAAUUAACAGCUUAAGAAACAUAAGAAAAUAAAAGGCCCACAUAAUUGAGGGGGCCAUUUGGUCUAGCAGAUAUAGGACAAAUGGAUUCCAAAGCACCAACCAAGAAUAUCUUUUAUUGAUAUGUUUCCCAAGCAGAAUACUCACUCCAUUCCUUUUCCCAUUCUUAGCAACAGUCUUGCACUCUUGCUCCAUAAUAUAGAGUCUAUAUAGCCUCCUUCCUUUUCAUCGAUCCCAACUCACCUUCUCACACACACAACACAAGCUCACCUUUAAGAUCUAACAAUGUCUAGCAGAAGAUUAGAUUCUACAAUUGCAACAGAAGAUGAGGUUAAAGAUCUCAUUCUAGAACUUCAAGCACUGUUAUCCACUGAGGUGGACAGGAGCAGGACAACAAAGGUUCUGGAAGAGAUUUGCAAUCAUAUAAAGAGGCUGCAGAAAGAGGUCGACAACCUGAGCAAGAAAAUAUGUGGACCACUUGGGCCUCCAGACACUAGUAGAAAUGUUGAUUUUGCUGAAGUCCUCAAGCUAGUUAUGGAAUUGUAGGCACAGUAUUUCUACUAUUGUAUGUACCUAACUUUUAUAUCAGUUAUCACCAUGUAUAUCUUCUUUCUGCCUUAAUGUGUUUUCAAUAUGCCUAGAUUUACUCAUGCUGGCUGAUGUAUAUCCCAACAAUAAGCAGAAAGGAGAUUAAAUUCAAUAAGGAUUUGAUAUAAA
This is a messenger RNA of Quercus robur (English oak), 1337 nucleotides long. RefSeq names its product transcription factor ILI5-like. NCBI's taxonomy places the organism in Eukaryota, Viridiplantae, Streptophyta, Magnoliopsida, Fagales, Fagaceae. Bases 906 to 1166 code for a protein of 86 amino acids. The record is from RefSeq and is a predicted model, not a curated record. The transcript is spliced from 2 exons.